Molecule: messenger RNA, 551 nt
Organism: Peromyscus eremicus (cactus mouse)
Lineage: Eukaryota; Metazoa; Chordata; Mammalia; Rodentia; Cricetidae
Product: sperm motility kinase X-like
Exons: 2
Coding region: 1-420 (139 amino acids)
Biological process (GO): protein phosphorylation; intracellular signal transduction; microtubule cytoskeleton organization
Cellular component (GO): cytoplasm
Molecular function (GO): protein serine/threonine kinase activity; ATP binding; tau-protein kinase activity
Source: RefSeq, a predicted model, not a curated record
AUGGAAACCAUCAAGAGAAAUAAUAGCAAGACCAGAGAGGAGGUGUCAAUGCAGCUGGACCUGAAGGCCAACACCUCUCAAGAGGAGAACCUUACAGAUCAUUACAUCAUACUCAGGACCCUUGGCAAAGGGACCUUUGCUGAGGUGAAGCUGGCCUGCCACCUGUACACAGAGGUGCAGGUUGCCAUCAAGAUCCUGGAAAAUGGUGAGAAUACUGACCACAACAACAGAACUGAAAUCGACAUUGUGAAGACGCUGGACCACCCAAACAUCAUCAAGGUGUUCCACAUCAUCAACACCGAAGAGCACACCUAUAUGGUGAUGGAGCAUGCUUCUCGGGGAGAUCUGGAAAGCAAGCUGGAAGGAAAUGGAUAUCACUGUGGAUGGAAUGCUGGAAUGUUGCUCCACUUUGGAAGGUGAGUAUUGCUUGCCUGUCCUGGGGCACAGUGGACACAUGACUUAGCAGUCUUAGAACCACUUUUUAUUCAGAGAUCCAAAAUCAGGGGUCAGCCCUAGACAGAGCCUUGUUGACCAUAGAGUUGGGACAUUUA